GCCGCACCACCGGCGAUCAAUCCGUUUUCCCCCUUUCGUUCUCCGGCAGCUGCUUCACAAUCACUGAAUCACAGGUCUCUUUCCCCCGCAAUGAAUUGAGCUGACUUUUUCUCUCUCCCAGUCAACCUCGAUUCUUUCUCCUCCACCAAUCCAAUUCAGGGGGGCUACUGUUACAUUCCCCAUUUUCUAAUCGAGGAGGGAGAAGAAGAUAGAUAAAUGUCGGCAGCGAAGGUUGCCAAGCCGCAUCAUCGCCUGAAUCGGACUGAUCCUCCGCCUCACCACCGCCGCAGAAGCAUCGGGUUCUCCUCCCCGAACAUCAGGAAUCGCAUUGUUCUCGACGACGAUGACGACGGCGACGACGAUUGGGUGCCGAUUGCCGCCGGAGCUAAACCGGCUGCAUCGCGGGGGAAGAGGGCGAAGAAGGACAAUAACAAUAAAAACAAGAAGAAAAAUGGGAAGGCGGCGUCUCGCUCCCAAUCUCCGACGGAAAUUCCUAAGCGGCGCAGGAUCGCUUUGAUCCAUGAUUCCGACGACGAUUCCGUUUCGAAUAAUUCCGACUCCUCCGACGAAGAUCUGCUCCUCCAGCAACUCUCCAUCGCCAACAUCAGAGACCGCGUCAGAGGCAGGACAACCAGGUCGCUUUCCUCUUCUUCCGAUUCGUCGUCGUCGUCGUCGUCAUCGAAAUCGUCGUCUUCGUCUGCUGCUGCAGCUCCAGAAACGCCUCCGCUAAUCGCCGCCGCCGCCUCCUCCGUGAGGCUUCUUCAGCGGCCUAGAGGAGGAGGAGGAGGAGCUGCCGUGGCGCCGGCGAGCAAUAGAUGCCAUCAGUGCUUGAAAGCUGAGAGGCAACUCUAUGUUCGCUGCUUCAGCUGUGCCAAGCUCUAUUGCUUGAGAUGCAUCAAGAUGUGGUACCCUGAGAUGACAGAUGUGGAUAUAGCACAGCAGUGCCCAUUCUGUCGGAAAAAUUGCAACUGCAAUGCUUGUCUUCACUCCACUACCAUGAUCAAGACCUCCAAGAGGGAGCUCUCUCCGGGUGAAAAGAUCCGGCAUUUGGGUUAUCUUGUCAACUCACUCUUCCCCUUCCUUCAACAAAUAUGUCGUCAACAAGCAGAGGAAAUACUAACAGAUGCUGCCUUUUCUGGUAAACCCUUUUGCUGCUGUUUUGCUGUGAAUCUGGCUUAAGAAUGUUCAUACUGUUUACUGGUAAACCCAACUGAAGGUUUGUAUGUCAACCCAGCUUCCCCUUCUGACAUACCUGAGAACUUCUGUAACAAUGAUGAGCGAGUUUAUUGCAACUACUGUGCGACAUCUAUUGUUGACUUUCAUCGAUGCUGCCCCAAAUGCAACUUCGAACUGUGCCUCGGUUGUUGUCAAGACAUCCGCAAUGGCAGCUUCUUGAAUCGUGCUGAGAUGAAGUUCCAGUAUGUAGAUCGUGGCCUUGACUACAUGCAUGGCGGAGAUCCAUUGAAACCUUUUCCUUCUCAAUUUCCUGAAGAUAUGACUGAGCAUUUGACUGAAUUGUUGUGGAAUGCCAACAAUGAUGGCAGUAUCCCUUGUCCUCCCAAAGAGAUUGGGGGUUGUGGAGACUCGGUAUUGCAACUCAAACGUAUCUUCCCAACGGGAUGGAUUUCUGAUUUGACUGAGAAGGCAAGGAAGUUCCUUGGUUGCUGUAACACUAGACAGCAGAGCCUGCCUUGCAAAUGUGGUGAAACCGGGAGAGAACCGGUCAGGAGAGCAGCUUCUAGAGAAGCAAAUGAGGAUGAUUACUUGUACUGCCCAGUCUCAGAGGACAUUAUAGAGGAGGAAGAUCUUCUGCACUUCCAGAAGCACUGGGCAAAAGGGGAGCCCGUUAUUGUUCGUGAUGUACUUGAUACAACCACUCAUUUAAGCUGGGAGCCAAUGGUGAUGAUGCGUGCAUUAUGCGAUAAUGCUAAUUCCGAUAUUAGUUCGAAGAUGUCUGAAGUAAAGGCCAUUGAUUGCCUGGCUGCUUGCGAGGUUAAUCAAAAGCAUUUUCUGCCAAUAACUUUUCAGAUAAAUGUUUUUGUAAACUUGGUCAAAGUGUGAUUGGCUAUGGCUAUUGUGCUGACUUUGUCAAAAACAUGCAGGUGGAAAUCAACACCCGCAUGUUUUUCAAAGGAUAUACUGAGGGGAGAAGAUAUUUCAAUCUUUGGCCUGAGAUGCUAAAGCUAAAGGAUUGGCCCCCUUCUGAUAAAUUCGAAGAUCUCUUGCCUCGUCACUGUGACGAGUUCAUCAGUGCACUUCCAUUUCAAGAAUACAGUGAUCCAAAAGCUGGACUUCUAAACCUUGCUGUCAAGUUUCCCCAUGGUCUCCUGAAACCCGACUUGGGUCCCAAAACUUAUAUUGCAUACGGAAUGAAGGAAGAGCUUGGCAGAGGCGACUCUGUGACCAAGCUUCACUGUGAUAUGUCAGAUGCGGUGAAUAUUCUGACUCAUGUGGCUGAGGUAGAGGUAAACGAAGAACAAUCAUUUGCCAUUGAGCGUUUGAAAGAGUUGCACAAUGAGCAGGAUAGAAAAGAGCAAGUAGCACAAAAUAAUAGGAGCAAUCAUAACAGUGGGGGAAUUACUUGUGAAGCAGAGAAGCAUUCUGCUGAGACCGAAAGGAGAGUUGAGAUUCUGGAAGAGUCUGGAUGCAUGGGUUUGCAUUCAGAACAACCAGAGGACACAAUUGGUGCUCUUUGGGAUAUCUUCAGGAGAGAAGACGUCCCCAAGUUAGAGGAAUAUCUUUGGAAGCACUCUACAGAAUUCAGGCAUACAUACUGUUGUCCUGUGAAGCAGGUUAUCCAUCCAAUUCAUGACCAAUGCUUUUAUUUAACGUUGGAGCAUAAGAAGAGAUUGAAGGAGGAAUUUGGAGUGGAGGCUUGGACAUUCGAACAGAAAGUUGGAGAAGCUGUGUUCAUUCCUGCUGGGUGCCCACAUCAAGUCAGGAAUCUAAAGUCGUGCACGAAAGUCGCCGUGGAUUUUGUUUCCCCUGAGAAUGUGAGCGAGUGCCUCCGGCUGACAGAGGAGUUCCGACAACUUCCCAAGAACCACAGGGCUAGGGAAGACAAACUUGAGAUCAAGAAAAUGAUGGUUUACGCGAUGGAAGAAGCAGUCCGCGACUUGGAAGAGCUGACGAUGAUGAAGGCUUAAACAAAGCUUCAUGAAAUUUGAUUUAAGUUUUUUUAUUUUUAUUUUUAUUACCCCCCCAAGGGGUUCUUAGAUUUAGCUUAGGCUUCUUCUCUCCUUCUUUAUCUGUUUGGCAGAGCACAGAGUAAGAGUGUAACGUUGCAAGGCUGGGCUGUGUUUCUCUGCCUUCUUUGCUUUUGUACAUUGAACUACAGAGCCAUGGCUAGGGUGACAACUGAGAAGCCCUGAGGGAAGCUGAAGCAGUUCCAUAACUGCACUCUUCCCUUCCUUUCUUGUCAGAAUAAAACGAUGCCUGCCUUCAAAUCAAUGGCAUGGCUGCAGGAAUUCCAAAAAGGUGUCUCCUACUCCCAAGUUUGAGGAUCCUAAAGUUUAUGAGGAAAACAAAGAAAGAUAUAUAAGGGUUUAGAAAAAGCUAAUGUGUCAUGACUAUUCCUAAGAUUAAUGAUACAAAAAAACUUAAGUUUCCAUUAUGACUCUGAUCUUAAAAUAUUCAAUGGUGAUCCACAUUAAUAAUAUUCAUUUUUUAUAUAUUUUUUGAAAUAGCUCAACUAUGCUACAAAGUUUUGUGUCCCGUACAAGUUCAAUUUAUACCAUAAAGAAAUU
Messenger RNA from Linum tenue, 3746 nucleotides. The record is from the annotation of a GenBank genome assembly. Lineage: Eukaryota; Viridiplantae; Streptophyta; Magnoliopsida; Malpighiales; Linaceae.